Messenger RNA from Laccaria bicolor S238N-H82, 396 nucleotides. RefSeq lists its product as uncharacterized. The record is from RefSeq and is a predicted model, not a curated record. Lineage: Eukaryota; Fungi; Basidiomycota; Agaricomycetes; Agaricales; Hydnangiaceae. Bases 1 to 396 code for a protein of 131 amino acids. The transcript is spliced from 2 exons.
AUGGACGAGCGUCCCAGUUCUGUUGAUGACCACAAUGUGGACUUACUGGCCAGUGCUCUUGAAGCGCUCUCAACCAAUGACCCUGUUUCGGUGCUGCCCCCUCAGGCUCACACCCCUCCAGCUCCUCUCCAUCUGUCUAUUUCACCCGUGACCACCCCUCGACGCGGAAGAAAGUUUUACUCUGUCACUAUUGGAAAGCGCUGUGGUGUUUUUGACAAGUGGUCUUAUGCUAAAACAUUGGUUGAUGGUGUUUCUAAGGCCACAUUUACUGGGUUCAAGGUUUAUGAUGAUGCCGUCAAGGAUUACUUUGAAGCGAAGGCAGCAGGAUUGGUGAGAGUGGUCAGAGACCCAGGUGAUGAGUUAAUCUAUGGGCCUCUUUCUAAAGCCGUUAUGUAG